This is a messenger RNA of Colletotrichum navitas, 606 nucleotides long. RefSeq lists its product as uncharacterized. NCBI's taxonomy places the organism in Eukaryota, Fungi, Ascomycota, Sordariomycetes, Glomerellales, Glomerellaceae. The transcript has a single exon. The coding region runs from base 53 to 529 and encodes 158 amino acids. The record is from RefSeq and is a predicted model, not a curated record.
CACGGGACCCCGUCCAUACCUCUCAUCGAGGCGGGUUGGGUUCAUUGUGCAGAUGGCUUGCCGCUUGCUCGUCCGACAAGCCCUCAUCCUUGCCAGUCCACCUAGUGCCCCCCCUAACGACCCUCGCGAGCCCUGUCACGCCUUGGCCUUCUUGCUGCCCGAUGCACCUGUGAUUGGCUGUCUCGAGGACUCGUCUACCUUCUGCCGGCCAUCACCCAGAGUUCUCGUCGUCCCUCUCGCGGUGGAGAAGGCCCUUUCAAUGGAGGAGCACGGCACUCGAGGCCAGGCUGUUUCGACCUUCCCGAUUAAUGACUGCUUUGGUGAUGGUCUGUGUCUCGAGAUCGAAACAGUCGACAGGGCUGGACAGGGGCCGACUGGGCUGUGUAGACAUGGAAAACACAAAUGCGGAUACACAUCAGAUAAACAGCAGGGCCAUCAACCACCGGCAUUCACGACUCGGUCAACACCGACAACUAGCCUUUACCUUGCAGUUAAGGGGCACGCCGUUAUGGUUUUCGGCAGGCCUUGAUCCUCUGGCCGGUCUCUGUUAUUUUUACACAAGGGUUGGUGCGGGUUCUUGGAAACGACAGCCUCGCAGUUCUUGUU